AGAGCGUUAGGCUUACUUCCACUCCACUCGCUGUCGCUGGGUUUAUUAUCCACGAAAGGAGAAGGAGCGGUGGAGAAGAGGAGAAGGUACCGCAGCCGCACAGGCACAGCUCCUGCGGCAUGGCGCAGUGGAGCAGCGUGGCCGCGAGCCUGGACCGGUGGAUUGGGCUUGGGCUUGGGCCAUGCCGCUGCGGCUCACCGCCGGCACCGUCCCGGGCGGCGAUGCCACGGCGCGGGCGUGCGAGGAGGAACGGCGGCAAGGUCGUCGGAUGCGCGUCCGUCCCGCGGGAGCAGGCCGAGCUGCCGCCGCUUGCCGUCGACGGCACCGAGAAGGCGUAGGCGGGUGCGGAGCGUGCGGCGGCGCGGGGUGGGUGCUCUGCGACUUCUGCCAGGGCAAGAAGAACAACGUCAAGUCGGAGACCGGCAGCCGGGUGUACCGCCGCUGCCCCACCUGCAAGGCUGCGGGCUUCAUCCUGUGCCCAAGAUGCAGGGUGUACAAGUGCGUCACCUUCCCAGAGAGCACUGAAUCGUGAGCGUGUCAUGGUGGUCGCACGUGUUUGUUCCAAAUCCAUGUAUGAGUCUGCAGAAGAGAUCUGUGUGAAUUACUACUAUUAUCUUCUGAAGAUAUUUAAAGGAGAAUUAUUAUAUUCUGACCGUGUUUACAGUAGAACACCUGUCUGUGCACGUAUACAGUUUUAAUUUCACACGCAGAGAUGCUCGCUCUUCCUUCAGA
This is a messenger RNA of Zea mays, 732 nucleotides long. RefSeq lists its product as uncharacterized. The record is from RefSeq and is a predicted model, not a curated record. The coding region runs from base 182 to 532 and encodes 116 amino acids. Lineage: Eukaryota; Viridiplantae; Streptophyta; Magnoliopsida; Poales; Poaceae. The transcript has 3 exons.